UAUCUGGUAGAGGCAGAGGAGCAGAUGAUCAGGACCGAUGCUGAGGUUCAGCUUGACCGAGAGAGAAAUGGUGAAAUCAAGAUCUACACCGACCCGCUGCUCGCCAACAGUCGCCGCCGGUGCUCCACGUUCGUGAAGGAUCUGAGGCGUAAAGGGUUGGUGGGCUUCACUCGCGAACCCAAGGAGUUCGCGGGUGUAUUCUUCGCGUGGAAGAAGGAGCGCGCCUCCACGAGGAUGGUGCUGGACUGUCGCCGUUCAAACCAGCGAUUUGUUACUCCUCCAGGCGUCGAGCUGCUGCCCACUGAGGGACUGGGUCGGAUCGAGUGCGACGCCGAGCAAACCAGCACGUCACCCAUCUUCUUGGGCAAAGCGGACGUGAAGGACUGCUUCCACCGCAUGAUGUUCGGCAAUGACCUGCCGAAGUAUUUCUGCUACCCGGGCGGGAUGGCCAAGGAGUUCGGCAUCGUCGGCCAGCUCGUGGACGGGGUGCCGGCGCGUGCGGACGACUACCUCUGGCCGCGUGCUCUCGCGCUACCCAUGGAGUGGACGUGGUCGCUAUACUUUGCUCAAGUCGCCAACCUGGGCAUGGUGGAGCGGGCGCCCGCUAUUGCGUCGAGCCAGGUGGCCACCGACCGCGGGCCCCCCAUCGCGUUGGCUCCCUCGUCUUCCUGGCACUACGUCUACGUGGACAACGUGGGGCUUAUCGCGCUGGAUGCCGCCGACUACGUCAAGGGGGCGCUGGCGGACACCACCAAGGCCUUCGACACCGCGGGCCUCAUCAUGCAUGACAUCUCGGUGGACUGCGAGACCGCCGAGGCGUUGGGCGUGACCCUGGACGGCCAGAAGCACCAGACCCUCGUCACCCACCGUCGCUAUUGGAAGACGCUGUCCGUGUGGCACACCGUGUACACUUGCAUCCGCGAGCGGUACUGGGCCAAGAGCGACGUGUGGGACUCUGCGCGCCAGGAGGUCGAGUGUUUCUUCGGGCUGAUGCCGCUUCUGCGUUCGGAGUGGGACCGGCCGUGGCUUGCGCAAGUACUGUCUGUGGACGCCAGCCCGCGCGGCCGGGGCGUCGCUAGCUCCGAGUUCGGGGUGUCGACAGCAAAAAGGAUCUCACCCGCCUGGUGGCUGGCGGACACGGACCCGAGGGCGUCCUGCCUCAGCCUGCAGAUCGACCUGGACCCGAAGGCGUACCGGCUCAAGCGCCCACGCCCUGGGAUACAACCAGCCCUUCCACAUGUCUCGUAUCUCACGACUGCUCUGAAGCGGACCCUCACUCUGGUGGCGCCGCAUCUCACCCUUGCCAAGGAGAAGUGCCGGCGCCCUGCCGAGAGCGAGUCCGAGUCCGACUUCGUGUCUGCCUGCAGCAAUUUCGGGAUCCACGACGAGGCGAACCCGCAGCCGGCCAGACAGCGGGUUCGAACUUGGCACGCCGAUCGACUGGCUCGCAAGUAUACUCAGCCGGCCGAGACCCUUCCGCUGCAGUCGUCCGAGCCAGAGGAGACGGCCGUGUCGGUUCGGACGCAGCACCAGUACAUCAUGGAGUUCAAGGGGUUCAUGGGCAUCGGCUUGGAGGUUGCAAGGCGCGGGCUGCUGGCGAUGGCGCCGGCGGUCAUGAUCGGCGCCAGCUGCUACCUCAGGCCCCCGGAGCCGCUCAACCUCGCGUCGGAGAACUUAGUGGCGACCGCAGCGCCUGCGUCGCAGUACUGGAGCCCCUUUUCGCAUCCUUUGGAGGGGGGCGAGAGGAAGACCACGGGGGACGCGCACGACUCGCUGACGAACGACUCGCCGCACAUGUUGCCGUGGGUCGACGAGUCCUUCCUGGCCUUGAAGGAGAAGGGCGCUUGUCCCAAGGCCACCUCUCGCCCGCGGCUCGCCAAAGAUGGGACCUACAUGGCUGACCUUUUCUCUGGCGCGGGCAAGGUGGCGCGAGCGGUCGUUCGCCUGGGGAUUUCAGCCAAAGCUUGGGACAUCAUCCAUGGUGCCAACCAUGACCUUACAGACCCCACCGUGAUUCGCCUGUUACUUCCCGACAUCCGUGACGGCAAGAUCUCCGCCGCCAUGAUCGCACUCCCCUGUGCCUCGCUGACUAUUGCACGUGACAGGACCUUCCAGAUUCGGUCUCGCAGCGAACCGCGGGGUACUGACCUCACCAAU
Molecule: messenger RNA, 2157 nt
Organism: Prorocentrum cordatum
Lineage: Eukaryota; Dinophyceae; Prorocentrales; Prorocentraceae
Source: the annotation of a GenBank genome assembly